AUGAGUGACGAAAGUGUCAGUAACAGUGAACAACAAGAUUAUACUACACCGUUGCAAAGGACCAGUGUUCUUACUCGAAGGAAUUUACUGGAAGCGUUGACGGGAUCUGGAGUACAGGUAUCGAAACAGGAAUUUUCUAUCGCACAGCAGAAAAACGAGCAGAAAGCAAAAAUGGAGCAACAAAAAUUGGAUAAGUUGCUAGAUACCUUGACGGAUCGUCGUGAUCUAAUAAUGGAAAAGAUGAUGAGAAUACAAGCAUCCCUUGCACAAGAAACCGUUCACAGCAUUUAUUACCUUAAUCUGCAACAGGAAACGAUCCGACGGUGCUAUGAUGAUUACGAAAAGGUUCAUUCCGAGAUUUGUGGUCUUGUCCAGAAGGACAUGAAAGAUGAUCUGCGUGUCGAAUAUUUGAAUUUCGAGCGACUCCAUGAAAAACUAUAUGUGAACGUCCAGACUUUGAUCGCAGGUGUUCAGCGAAUGGAACUAGCACCUAAUAUGCAGAAUGUUGGUGAAUCAAAUGUAUCCCGACCGCAAGCAGUUAACGCAGUACCACAUCUACAAGUACCUUUACCCACUUUCGACGGAAAGUUGGAAAACUGGUACUCGUUCAAAUGUAUGUUCCAGACGAUUAUGAAUCGGUAUCCCAGUGAAUCACCAGCAAUCAAACUCUACCAUCUUAAAAACUCGCUGAUUGGUAGUGCGGCAGGAAAAAUCGACCAAGACGUGAUCAAUAACAACAACUAUGAGUCGGCCUGGAAAAUGCUAGAGGACGCUUAUGAGGAUGAACGUCUGAUAAUCGACACCCACAUUGAUGCGCUGUUGGAUCUGCCGAAGGUGACGAAGGAAAAUGGAGAUGAAUUGCGGAAACUGGUCGAAGUGUCUACGAAACAUGUCGAUGCGUUGAAAAAUCGAGACUUCCCUGUAGAAGGUUUGUCAGAAAUGAUUCUGGUAAACAUUGUCAGUAAGCAUCUCGAUCGAGAGUCGAGAAAAUUGUGGGAAUCGUCACUCAGCCGAGAAGAAUUACCGUCUUUCGGUGAUCUGAUGGAAUUUGUUCGCGAGCGUACGGAUACUUCUGAGAAGCGAAGUGACAGUAGUCACUCAUCGAGUUCUGCUGAUCCUGUUCCAGCCGAAAAUAUGGCCAAUUCCGAACAACGCACGGUAAGCUGCUGUACACAAACAACGAUGAAGCAAAUCUUCCUGUCUACGGCGAUGGUGCUUGUAUCUGGUUCCGGUAAUGUUGUGACAACUUGUCGAGCACUGCAGGAUUGUUGUUCGGAGUCCAAUGUUAUCACCGAGAAGUUAGCAGCGAAGCUGAAAAUAGUACCAAUGGAGUUGGAUCCACCGAUAGUGAUAUGUGGUCUAAACAACAUGAAAACGACGACGAAUAAGUUGAUACAAACGAAAGUUUCAUCUCGUGAUGGAAAAUACAAUACAAUGCUGGAUUUUUUGGUAACCCCUGCUAUUACCGAGCUACCGACAGGAAAGUUCGAGACGCAGCUGUGGCCUCUGCCGCCUGCAAUAGAACUAGCUGAUCCGACGUUCAAUGUACCAGCCGAUAUCGACAUGAUUAUCGGUGCUGAAGUUUUUUAUGACGUUCUCAAAAAGGGACGUAUGAAGCUUGGAGUAAAUUUACCUAUGUUAGCAGAGACAGUUUUCGGAUGGGUUGUGAGCGGACCUGUCAAAACAAGUAAGCAGAUUGGUCAGAAACGUAUUUGCCAAAUGAACAUCACUCAUGAAGAUGUAAAUCGAACUCUCUCCCGAUUCUGGGAACUUGAAACAUGCUACACAACCACUAUGAUGACCGCAGCAGAGCGUGCUGUGGAAAAACACUUUCAUGAUACUCACAUCCGUGGCAAGGAUGGCCGCUAUAUUGUGAGGAUUCCGUUUAAUGAUCUCAAGGGUCAACUAGGUGACUCCUUCGAGAAUGCCAGGCGAAGAUUUGGGAAGCUGAUGGUCAGUUUCGCCAAAAAUCCACAACGACGUGGACCAUAUGCACAGUUUAUGCAAGAAUAUGAGGCCCUUGGCCAUAUGAAGAAAGAUUCUAGCUCUACGACAAAGCUUAGAGUCGUGUUCGACGCUUCAGCGGCAUCCACAUCAGGUGUGUCCCUGAACGAUACUCAGUUAGUAGGACCAACGGUACAGAGCGACCUGGUUACGAUCAUCUUGCGGUUCUGCACUCAUCAGAUAGUGUUGACCGGCGAUAUUCCGAAGAUGUACCGUCAGGUACAAGUACAUGAAGCUGACAGGAAGUUUCAGAGAAUCUUAUGGCUGAACGAGAUGAACCAGAUGACAGUUUUUGAGUUAGCGACAGUCACCUACGGCUGUUCAAGUGCUCCUUAUCUUGCAACACGAGUACUCAUGCAACUUGCAUCAGAUGAGGCGAUGAACUUUCCAAUAGCAUCACGAGUGGUGAAAGAGGAUAGUUAUAUUGAUGACUUCCUGACGGGAGGAAAAACGGCUGCAGAGGUGGUUGAUCUUUUUACGCAACUGAAGCAGAUGCUGAGCCUCGGUGGUUUCGGUAUUCACAAGAUAUGUUCUAACAGCAAGGAAGUUUUGAAGAAUGUACCACUGGAACUACAGGAAACCAGGAUGGAUUUCGAGAAAUCCAACAUCAAUGAUGCGAUCAAGACGUUAGGGCUGAUUUGGCACCCCGACGAAGACUACUUCGUUUUCCAUGUUCCACCGCUGGAAAGCAGUAAUUCGAGACCGACGAAGAGAAUAGUUCUUUCCGAAAUUGGGCGAUUAUUCGAUCCACUUGGCUUUCUAGGGCCAGUGAUUACGUUGGCUAAAUUAACGAUGCAGGAUCUAUGGCGAUUGCAACUUGACUGGGAGGACGAACUCCCUGAGGAUCAGAUGGCAAUUUGGCUGUCAUUUCGUGAACAGUUGGUAUCAGUACGCAACAUUAAGAAGAAGCGAUGUGUCAUUCCAUGUGACGUCACACGAAUCGAGCUACACGGCUUUUGUGACGCGUCGAGGCGCGCCUACGGUGCUUGCCUUUACACCCGAAGUGAAUUCAAAGACGGAUCGAUUAGCGUUCAGCUUGUUUGCAGCAAAUCAAAGGUUUCUCCACUGAAACCAGUAACUAUACCGAAGCUUGAGCUCUGUGCUGCACUCGUGCUAGCUCAGCUUACCCAGAAGACGAUGAAGGCAUUAAAUGUACACUUCGACAGUGUUUCUCUUUGGUCAGACUCGCAAAUCGUUCUGAGCUGCCUGAAGAAAUCUCCGAUGGCAUUAAAUGAGUUUGUUUGCAAUCGUGUUGCGAAUAUUGUUGAGCUUACGCAGAACUAUCAAUGGUACUAUUUUCCAGAUCAACUACUGGAAAAUGAACGUUGGUGGAGAGGGUCGCCAGAACUGUGGCAACCUGGCAUUUCCGUAGUUUCUACAAUAGCGGUACUUAAGGAUGAAGAGCUACCGGAAAUUAAAGUAUCGAAGCAAGUUCUGAUAUCAACGGAGCGGCAACCGCCGUUCAAUUUUACAAGGCUGAGCAGUUUCAAGCGUUUACAACGGGCGUGGGCGUACGUUCGGCGUUUCAUUACCAAUGCACGAUCAAAGAUUAGAAAUACUGAACCCCUAUCGGCGAACGAGUUAGAUGAAGCUGCUCGGACUAUUUUCAAGCUAGUCCAGAGACAAGCUUUUCCUGAGUUGCAGAAACAGUUGAAGGCGAAAUCGAUAAAACGAAAUGAAUAUGCUGGUCUGGCACCAUUCCUCGAUUCCGAAGAUUGUAUUCGAGUCGGUGGACGUUUGAAGAAUUCAUGUAUCCCUUACGAAGGAAGGCAUCAGAUCCUGUUGCCACACAAACAUCAUGUGACAGAUCUGGUUAUACGGUAUCUACACGAGAGGAAUUUCCAUGUAGGGCGGAACGCACUCCUGUCUAUCGUCAGGCAUCAGUUGUGGCCAGUGAGGGCAACAUCGGCUAUCAAACGAGUAGUCGGUCGUUGUUAUCGUUGUUUCAAAUACAAACCUAAGCCGUUGAAUCAGUUUAUGGGGGAUCUACCAAGUUACCGUGUAACACCCGCUGAAGUUUUUGCUAAAACUGGUGUCGACUAUGCUGGGCCGUUCAUGCUCAAGGAUAGUGGAAGGAAGCCAAGAGUCUACAAAGCAUAUGUCGCUGUUUUUAUUUGUAUGGUUGUCAAGGCCGUACAUCUAGAGCUAGUGACCGAUCUUCGGGCUGAAACGUUCAUUGGUGCGUUGCAGCGUUUUGUCAGUCGCCGCGGUCUUCCAAGUGAUGUCUACUCCGAUAAUGGUACGACAUUCGUAGGUGCUAAUCACGAAUUGGCAGCAUGGCGAGAUCUUUUCACUUCACAGCAGCUCAAGGACAAACUCAGCGAGUACUGCAGCUCCAAUGGUAUCACCUGGCACUUCAUCCCUCCUAGAAGUCCUCACUUUGGAGGCAUCUGGGAGGCUGGGGUGAAAACAAUGAAGUAUCACCUUAAGCGCGUCGUGGGAGAAACUCGACUAACCUACGAAGAAAUGGCAACGUUUUUGGCUGAAUGUGAAGCAAUUAUGAAUUCUCGUCCGUUGAUUCCAUUAUCGGACGAUCCGAAUGACCUGCAGGCGCUAACUCCAUCACAUUUUUUGAUUAUGAGGCCGAGCCAGGCUGUACCCGAACCAUCGUAUAAAGAGGAGAAGAUAGGCCGUCUAUCAAGGUGGCAACACGUGCAAUUGAUGAGGGAACAUCUAUGGAAGCGGUGGUCUGCAGACUACCUGCACACACUUCAAACGCGGCAGAAGUGGAAAGAUGGCGUGGUGGACAUCAGAGUAGGAGCUUUGGUGUUGCUGCGUGAUGAUAAUGCACCUCCGCAGCAGUGGAAGUUGGGGCGCAUAACAUCGACGAUUCCUGGCAAGGACGGUAUUGUCCGGGUUGUGUCGGUCAAGACGGCGACCGGCGAAUACGACAGAGCUGUAACUAAGAUAUCUCUGCUUCCGGUGAUUGAACCUGACGAUUCAACGGGGGGAGAAUGA
Malaya genurostris is the source of this 4962-nucleotide messenger RNA. RefSeq lists its product as uncharacterized. Gene Ontology annotation, molecular function: nucleic acid binding. The coding region runs from base 1 to 4962 and encodes 1653 amino acids. The transcript has 4 exons. Gene Ontology annotation, biological process: DNA integration. NCBI's taxonomy places the organism in Eukaryota, Metazoa, Arthropoda, Insecta, Diptera, Culicidae. The record is from RefSeq and is a predicted model, not a curated record.